CCCCGCCCUCUUCCGUACUCAGUCUGCGAAACCAACUGCCGCUACAGAGCGAGGUGCCUUUCUCUCUUGUCGGCCGCCGUAGUUUUUAACAAAAAAAAAAAAAACGGUUACCCAGCAACAAGAAAAAAAACAAUUCUAACCCACGGCACCAGCUGGGAGAGAAAGAAGAGGUAUCAUAGGGAGUUCUUCCCAAGAAGAUGGCAAAUCCAUUCUCCAACACUUACCUCCGAAUUCCACAAGGAUUUGGGAACCUUCUUGAAGGGCUCACACGUGAGAUCCUGAGGGAGCAACCGGAAAAUAUACCAGCUUUUGCAGCAGCGUAUUUUAAGGACCUUCUUGAGAAAAGAGAGAAAACCAACUUUGAUCCAGCAGAAUGGGGGGCUAAGAUAGACGACCGCUACUAUAACAAUCAUGCAUUCAAGGAGUCUGCGGGGGAAAAUAAAGAGGAAGCUGCUGCUGUCAAAAUCCAAGCAGCCUUCCGGGGACACCUGGCCAGAGAAGAGGUAAAGAAAAUGAAAUCAGAAAAACUUGAAAAUACCAAAGAAGCAAAUAAGUGAGGACACUGGUUUUGCCCCCAGGAAACAUGAAAAACAAUCUAAAUCAUCAAACUUGUUGUAACUGUCAUUUUUUCCUUAGUUAGGGAGAUUUGAUGUUGUGAAAUAAUAUUUGUUGCUGUUGUGAAAAUCUGUUGAGCAUUUGUUUAAUAAACAUGCCACUGAAACAUGUUACUUAAAA
Cavia porcellus (domestic guinea pig) is the source of this 735-nucleotide messenger RNA. RefSeq names its product sperm autoantigenic protein 17 (gene Spa17). The record is from RefSeq and is a predicted model, not a curated record. Gene Ontology annotation, molecular function: calmodulin binding. Bases 198 to 557 code for a protein of 119 amino acids. Gene Ontology annotation, biological process: binding of sperm to zona pellucida. NCBI's taxonomy places the organism in Eukaryota, Metazoa, Chordata, Mammalia, Rodentia, Caviidae. The transcript has 4 exons. Gene Ontology annotation, cellular component: membrane.